Molecule: messenger RNA, 2532 nt
Organism: Haemonchus placei
Lineage: Eukaryota; Metazoa; Nematoda; Chromadorea; Rhabditida; Trichostrongylidae
Source: the annotation of a GenBank genome assembly
AUGGGUCGCGUUCUUAUUCUGUGUAGUUUUCUACCGUUUAUACUUGCUGCUCCCUUCUCGAGCGAUGCGACGUAUUCGGACGCAGUCGCACGGUCGAAAAUGCUGCCAUUAGCAGCGGCCGCUUACGGAAAAGCACCACAAACAUGCCUCACAAAUCGCUUCACCAACGCCGUGCUGAAACGUCAACUGAGCGUGAAAUGUGGCCCUGUUGGAAAAGAAGAUAAGUGUUCUGGAUAUUCGGCUGUACUCAAUAGCGACAAGGCAAUCGUUCUCAGUUUUAGAUUGACUUCUGAACUGAAUAACUUUGUAAUCCUUACCAUUGGCGGUAACGAAAUCGCAAAAAGAGAGGCUAGGGAAAUGGGUAUUGCAAAAGGUUGUGUCAUUCAGAUCUCAUGGAUCGCUGGUGGCAAAGUGUCAAAAUAUUUCAACGACGCUUUCAUGGACUUAUGGAAUGGUGGUAUGAAAGACGAUUUCAAUACGCUCCGAUCAAAAUACCCCUCAUAUCAAGUUUGGGUGACUGGUCACUCCCUCGGAGGAGCGAUGGCCACAUUGGCAGCUUCCUAUAUCGUCGCUGCCAAGCUCGUACCAGCUUCAAGCGUCGAAUUGGUUACUUUUGGUCAGCCACGAACUGGUAACAAGGAUUUCGCAUCAGCUCAUGAUAAACAGUCGAUGUUCUGUUAUCGGGUAACCCACUGGAGGGAUGUUGUACCGCAUGUGCCCCCAGAGCACCUGGAAGGAUACCAUCAUCAUAAAUCUGAGGCCUUCUAUCACAACAACAUGAAGAGUGGUGCCACAUUCAAAAUAUGCGACGCCGAUGAGGACAAGGACUGCAGCGAUGGAUUGGAUAUCACGACGUCGAUAUCUGACCAUCGUCACUACUUCGACAUUGACUAUUCUACAUUAACAUCUUUCAGCGAAAUGCUACUUAUCCUCUUCUUCUGCGGUCUUCUUCCGUGUACCCUCGCUUUCCCUUGGUGGGACAAAGCUCCGCUCUAUUCCGAUGAGCUUGCAAGGACAAAGAUGUUACCGUUGGCUGCUGCGGCCUAUAGUAACAGGCCACAGGAGUGUCUUAAGAACCGCUUCAAGGACGCUUCACUACAACAUCAAGGGAAUGUGACAUGUGGUCCAUUCGGUAACAACGACAUUUGCUCUGGUUUUACAGCAGUGCUCCACGGAGAUCAGGCUAUUGUCAUCAGUUUCAGAGGAACCGACACAUUCCUUCAACUGCUUGCCGAAGCUGACUAUUCUGCAUUCCACAAAAAGGUGACUGGACACUCUCUAGGAGCAGCGUUAGCCUCGCUGGCUGCAUCCUACAUUGUUGCCGGCAAUGGUGUCCCAUCCUCCAGCGUGCAAUUGGUCACAUUCGGUCAACCACGAGUUGGCGACGUGCUCUUCGCAUGGGCUCACAAUUUACAGGCCUUCUAUCUACAGAGCAUGGCCAUCGGUGCGAACUAUACGGUGUGCUACGGUAGGCCAUGCAGCGAUGGUUUGCUGGAUACGACAUCAAUCAAAGACCACCUCCACUACUUCGAAGUUGAUGUCAGUGAGUAUGGCAAAGCCGGUUGCAAUACACCAAUGGAUUCCACAAAUGCAGUAUUGAAGGUCCGACAGCAAGAUUUCCAAGUAAUGCUGCUUGGUCUUGUCGUUUGUGGACUUCUUCUCUUCACACGUUCAUCACCGACCCCGUACAAUGUGACGUAUUCGGAUAUGGAGGCUCGCACGGAAAUGUUUCCGCUGGCAGCGGCUGCCUACAGUAAGCAACCUCAAGAAUGCCUGAACAAUCGGUUCACUAAUGCUACGCUAAAACGGCAGUUAUUUGUGGUAUGUGGACCAUUGGGGCGGAGCGAUAUGUGCUCAGGAUUCACAGCUGUACUUCACGACAAAAAAGCAAUUGGUCUGAUUUUCAGAGGAACAAUAGCUUUUAUUCAGCUUGUUAUGGAAGCCGACCAAAGUGUGUUUUAUCGGAAGAUUCCUUGGAUUGCUGGUGGUUACGUAUCGAAAUUCUUCUACGACGGUUUCAUUACGCUAUGGAAAGCUGGGAUUGGGGAUGAUUUCCAAGCACUAAGGACGCAGUAUCCUACGUAUGGCAUUUGGGUUACUGGACAUUCACUCGGAGCCGCCAUAGCUUCACUAGCCUCAUCCUACAUUAUUGCUGUCAAUAAAGUCCCGUCUGAAAGCGUGAAAUUGGUCACUUUUGGUCAACCAAGAGUUGGCGACACUACAUACGCUAUGGCUCAUGACGAACAGCUAGCCUUCAGUUUCCGCCUUGUACACUGGAGGGACAUCGUGCCUCAUGUUCCACCACUACUGUUCCUAGACUACUAUCACCAUAAAUCCGAGGUCUUCUACCAGGAGAACAUGGCAGUCGGUGUUAACUACACAGUAUGCUACGCCAACGAGAGCCCUAACUGCAGUGACGGGCUGCAGUUUCCGACAUCAAUUUGGGAUCACAUCCACUACUUCAAUGUUCACGUCGGUCAUUAUGGCAAAAACGGCUGCAAUACAACUUUGGAUUCUGCAGAGGCGCAGUAG